Molecule: messenger RNA, 2277 nt
Organism: Laetiporus sulphureus 93-53
Lineage: Eukaryota; Fungi; Basidiomycota; Agaricomycetes; Polyporales; Laetiporaceae
Product: PRMT5-domain-containing protein
Exons: 12
Coding region: 1-2277 (758 amino acids)
Biological process (GO): regulation of DNA-templated transcription; peptidyl-arginine N-methylation
Cellular component (GO): cytosol; nucleus
Source: RefSeq, a predicted model, not a curated record
AUGUGCACCAUCACGAAACACAUCUCGCUGGAAGACCUUGCGGUCAUCUCCGAGCGGUCCAAUGUAUCCGGCGAGACGCCGGUCUUGAAGGCAGUCGCAGAGGCGCAAGCAAAAGACUACAGCGCAAUUUGCUGCCCGCUCACCACAGAAAAGUGGAAGACACGAUGGCAGGAGAUGUGCCUCUUGCCCGCGGACGGCAUAGAGGACAAAAAUGCCCUCGAGCGGCGUGCGGAAGAGUGGAGGUCGAAGCGGGUAUACCUGCACGAUGAAGUUACCCUCACUCGCCUCGAUGAGGCAGAGAGGGUCAUUGUAAUGGUGUCGGAUUGGCUAGAGCUCGAUGCCACGGAUGAUUGGGUCCGGCAUGAUGCUGAGAUGGCCUUACAACAAGAGCUUGCCUAUGCCUCCUAUCUGAACGUGCAUACUGCCAUUCUCCCACCGCCACGGAACAGGUCGAAUAUCGCAUCGUACGCACGGACUGUGAACGCUUGCCUCACCAUGGUACCCUACAUGGUGCUCUCCGUGCGUAUACCGAUAUAUGAGCCGUCCAUGCUGCACCUCUCGCCUAUGUCCCCGGGUGCGAAGCCAGCCGCAUCGGUAUCCUCUCCCUCCGUGCUCUUCUUCGACGAGCCCUCGGUAGCCACUUGGGAGAUGUGGGAUGCGAUUCGGACUGUAUGCGAAUAUAACCCCAGGCUGACGUUGACACUUGACAUGACGCCCCCUAUGCCAUCUGUCCUCAGCGUACUCAGUCAGUGGUCGGCGGAGCCCGUACGCCACCUUUUUCUACCUGCAUCUACGUUCAUAGCAAACGCAAAGGGCUACCCAGUGCUCCCAAAAGUAACGCAAUCCUUCAUCCGGGACAUCAUGAAGCUGCAUCCCAAUGUGAUCCUUUCCGGUACAUCAGCUGGACGGCAUAAAACUGGUGGGGAGGCGGUCUAUUCGCAGUAUGUACGGCAUUUGGAGAAGACAAGCCCGUCAGUGAAGGCAGCAAGAACUGCGGGGACCGUUGAGCAUUUUGCUCAAGGUUAUCAGGACUAUCUGCAAGCACCUUUGCAGCCAUUGAUGGACAACCUGCAGAGCGUCACGUAUCAGACAUUUGAGCAAGACCCGGUGAAGUAUCACCAGUACGAGGAGGCGGUCUUUCUAGCGCUGAUGGACCGGCCGAAAGGCGAAAAGACUAUCAUCUGCGUCGCAGGCGCAGGUCGUGGACCUCUCGUCGCAAGAUGUCUGAAUGCCAUGCAGCGAGCCAACCGGAGUGCAUCUAUAUAUGCGGUUGAGAAGAACCCGAAUGCAUACGUCACCUUGCAGCAGCGACAGCAGAAUGAGUGGGGAGACAAGGUGAAGCUAUUAUUCGGAGACAUGCGCACACUGCAGGUCCCGGAAAAAGUAGAUAUAUUGGUCAGCGAGUUGUUGGGCUCGUUUGGGGAUAAUGAGCUUAGCCCUGAAUGCUUGGAUGGCGCCAUGCGCUUCUUGAAAGAGGAAGGAAUCUCAAUACCGGCGUCAUACACCGCGCAUAUAGCCCCUUUGUCAUCGUCAAAACUACUCAAUGAAACCCGCGUUACUAAGGAGGAGAAGGCCGCGGAAACGCCUUAUGUUGUGAUGUUCCAAGCCAUCAACAUCCUCAGCGGCGACGGCGGAGGGCUAAGUGGAAACUGCGGGCCAAAAGUGCAGGAGUGCUGGGAGUUUGAGCAUCCUAGGAGAGACGCGGUCUUAAAUGAGCAAGGUUUGCCUCCGACAAACAGUCAUAAUGCCAGGUCAAUACAACUUGCGUUCCACAUACCACAUGCUGGUGCUCUGCAUGGCCUGGCUGGCUACUUUGAGGCUGUUCUGUAUCGUAACGUCGGCUUAAGCAUCCAUCCAGAUCGGAUGGACCGCAUAUCAAAAGACAUGCUCAGUUGGUUCCCUCUGUUUUUCCCAUUCAAGGAACCGUUGUACCUUCCGAGCAACUCUGAACUGCAUGUCUCGCUCUGGCGCCUGACCGACCAACGCAAGGUCUGGUACGAGUGGUACGCAGAGGCGUUUCUCCCGGUUCCAGGCGCGACGUCCGUGCGUCCGACAUUCACAGAGGAGGACCGAAGGUUGUCAAACCUGUCCAUCAGUUCGACACCAUCACUGUCUUCCAGUCCGCUCAUUGAUGCGGUGGACGUGUCGCGCCUUGAAGAAGGUUCGGAGAUCCUUGGCGAGGGUGGAGCGGGAGAGAAGGCGCAAAUUGGGCUGAUCAAGAUUGGACAGACGAGCUUGCAUAAUCCUCGAGGUCGAAGUAGUUGGAUUGGUCUCUAA